This is a messenger RNA of Mercenaria mercenaria, 3820 nucleotides long. RefSeq names its product oxygen-dependent choline dehydrogenase-like. The record is from RefSeq and is a predicted model, not a curated record. The transcript has 12 exons. The coding region runs from base 304 to 2148 and encodes 614 amino acids. Gene Ontology annotation, molecular function: flavin adenine dinucleotide binding; oxidoreductase activity, acting on CH-OH group of donors. NCBI's taxonomy places the organism in Eukaryota, Metazoa, Mollusca, Bivalvia, Venerida, Veneridae.
AAGUUUAAGAAAUUCUGAGUGGAAUAACAUGGCCACUUUUUUUUUAAAUAAGGACUUAAAUUUGUUACAGAAAGUAAAAAAUAAACUCCCCCUCUGUCUUUGUUUACAUUUCUCAUGUAGUUUCGGUCAUUAGCACCACCUCGAAAGUAUCACUGGCUCUUUUUUCAACUCACCUCCAUAAAGAGCUGGAGCCAGUGUUUACAGCCCGUGUAACAGUGUUAAGGCAAUAAUGAUAAUGCAACUAAUGUAAAAAACUAGGACUUUACAGUGUUAAGGAGAUCGUAGGAGAACCUCGUCUAAAGGAUGGAGCGUAAUAUUUGUAUGUUUGUAACCGGCCUACUUGCUAUUUUACUGGCCUUUAUCGUGCCAUGGAGGAAGGGCACUACGGUGGUUGACAAGAUACAUGAUGAAUAUGAUUAUAUUAUAAUUGGUGCGGGCUCAGCGGGGUCAGUGCUCGCUUCAAGAUUAUCUGAAGAUUCUGAGCAUACAGUACUUCUUCUAGAGGCUGGUGGUGAUGAUAUGGGUGAUAUGUUUUUAUCUACUCCAUUUGUUUAUGCACUGUCUCAACACUCCAAACAUGAUUGGGAAUUCUAUACUGUCAAACAGCACAAUAUCAUGUUAGGUUUUAAAGAAGAGAGAAACUACUGGCCAAGAGGGAAGUGUCUAGGGGGAACAAGCAGUCUAAACGGCAUGGUAUAUGUUCGUGGAAGUAAAUAUGAUUUUGACGAAUGGGCAGCAGAGGGAUGUGACGGAUGGUCGUAUAAAGAUGUACUUCCAUACUUCCUGAAGUCAGAACAUAUUCUCAUUGAUGGUUUGAAAGAUUCAAGGUAUCAUAACUCUGGAGGACCAUUGCCAAUUUCUGCUAAUAAGAUGACAUCUUUGUCAGAUACAAUAUCUAAAGCAGGGGAAGAGAUAGGGUAUCAGAAUGUUGACUGUAAUGGCGCAGAGAUGAUAGGUAUUUGUCCAAUCCAAGGUACUAUUACAGCCAACGGCCUUCGUGCAAGUACGUCAAGGAGUUUUCUACGGCCAGUAAUGGACAGGAAGAAUCUACAUAUUUCUAUCCAUUCUCACGUCCAAAAGGUUCUGAUUGAAAACAAAAGAGCAACAGGUGUGUCUGUGAUAAAAGAUAACCGGACACUGACAGUGAAAGCACGGAAAGAGGUCAUACUAUCAGCUGGUUCAGUGAUGUCCCCACAGAUUUUGAUGUUAUCAGGAAUAGGUCCAAAGGCUCAUUUAGAUGACGUUGGGAUCAAUGUAGUAGCUGACUUGCCAGUUGGAAGGAAUUUACAAGAUCAUUUAUACGCAGCUUUUACAUGUAACACAAACACAACAGACCUUGUAACAACCUCGGCCGUAAUUGGUCCAUCCGGCCUUUUCAAGUAUCUUUGGAACGGUAACGGCUGGCUAGGAAACACCGGAACCCUCAUUGAUCUCGCAUUUUUCCAACUUGAUGAAGAAAUGAAGAAAACGAGACCAGGUCGACCAGAUAUCCAGCUACAUUUUGCUUCAGCAUUAGUAGAAAAUAGCGGCGAUGACUUGAAAAAUAUGUUUCCAUUGAAGGACGAGGUGUGGGAUUACUUGGAUCGUUUAAAAGUUGAAAAGGGAGGAAAGCUGGGAUUUUCUGUUACUGUUAAUGAUCUACAUCCAAAGAGUCGAGGAAUAGUGAAACUUAACAAAACUAAUCCACAUGGACACCCUGAAAUUAUAGCAAAUUACUUACAUCAUCCAGAUGAUCUGAAAAUGCUUAUGAAAGGAAUGAGAGAAACGCUUCGUUUACUAAACACAAAGGCCAUGAAAGGCAUAGGAGUGGACACAGAAGAUCGGGACCGUGCUUUUCCGCAGUGUAGUCAAUUUGAAUAUCUUUCCGACGAUUACCUUGAAUGUGCUAUAAGGCUUGUAGCAACCACAAAUUAUCAUCCAACAUCAACUUGUAGAAUGGGAAAACUUGAUCAUCCUGAUACAGUUGUUGAUCCACAACUCAGGGUAAAAGGAAUACAAGGAUUACGAGUUGCAGACGCCUCUGUGAUGCCAACUAUUACUUCCGGUAACACGAACGCUCCAACCAUCAUGAUAGCAGAGAAAGCAGCCGACCUUAUAAGAGGGGUCGAUACCGUGAAGCAUUUCAAGAUGAAAUUAAACAACUUAUAAAUGGGAGGCUUAUCUUUUGAUGAAAUUUGAGCAAUGAUACAAAAUAAUAUAAAAAUGGUUAGUGGGGAAACGGGAAAUAAAACUGUUUUCCAGACAAUCCCGACACUGUGAGAUCAUUCAAUUUCGUGGACACGAAAUUUCGUUUUUAGCUAAAACGACUAUUCCUUGAAGAUAUCGCAAGGUUCAAGUUUGGAACAUUAAAUGAAUGGGAAAUUUACUUUAUACGUUUGGAAUCGAUUUUCUUGGAUGGACUUAACCGCGAAAGUAAGCCCCCACAAAAAUUAAUUAUUUCACAGUAAUUGUAUUUAAUUAACCUUUAGCCUGCUGGUGGUAAGUGAUUCUGCCUUUGCAAUCAGUGCAGACCAAGAUCAGUUCAGCUAAAUAUGUACAGAGUAAAGCAUUUGGUAUUAAAAACAAAACAAAAGACAAUGGUAGCUUUUGUUAAUUUAUAAAUUUCCAUUAUCUAAAUGCUUGUAAAUAUAUCUACACCAAAAAAAAAAUUAUGUAAAGUACAUGUAAGGUACCACCACCUAAAUAUUGAUCUGACUCAUUACCUGAGCUUGUCAUGUAUAUUGCAUAGUUCAAAACACAGUCUACCCCAUCUUCUUAUAAUCUUCUUAUACUGCACACAAUCAAUUUGUUUUCAUAAUUUUAACAUGAUAUCAGAAAUUCUUCCCGACCAAUCAGAAAGCUUCAUUUUCAAGUAUCUGUCAUUUUCCACUUGGGUUUAAACAACGCAUUUUACAAUAAAUACAAUAUAUAGAGUUCAAAAGUAAAUAUUACAGUAUUUUAGCGAUCUGAUUUAAAUUUUACCAUACAUGUCUAAAAGAUGCUACAUAAUACAUAACAUUUCAUUGUCGGUUAAAAAGCUCAGUCAGAGCUUAUGUUGUAUAGUUAUAUGUCUUGCCUACUAAAAAUACAAUGUAAAACUUAUAUUAUCUUAUCUUAUCUUAUUUAAGUUUCAUUUAAAUAUUAUAGUGAUUUAAUGUCAAGUAAGAGAUUUUAAACAGGGAGGCUAUGAUAAAGUUCAGUUAAAUGUAGAAAUAACCCAAUUGAAAUUAAUACCAUUUCACAAUGAUUCAGGCAUGUUAAAAAUAUGAACUGGACGUAAUUCAAGCCCCAAAACUGUUUGGCAGAAAAUAACAAAAUAACGUAGACCAGUGAGUAUUAAGCACUAAAAGAAUCGUUAAAGUAAUUAACUAACAAAAAAACAGGAGUAUCAUAACAAUGAGUUUUAAAUAAAAUACAGAAAACAUUUCUAAACAGCACGAAACUAAAAACUGAUAUAAAUUUAUCGGUAACAUGAUGUCAUUAAGCAGGUAAGAAAAUACACGGAUAGGGAAUUACACCUUCUGAGAGCAACUUGCCUGCUGUGAACAUUUCAAAUGUGUGUAUCUCAUAUCCUGUCACAACAGAACAUGCAAAGCAACUUUAUCUUUACUUCGGUAUUUCCUUUAUUUUGACAAUUAUUGUGCGUCCUCAAAAUCUGUAUUACAGACAGUAACUUAAUCUGAUGUGACAAAGGAUAUAUCAGAUCAGUGUGUAAAGAAAAAGUCAGAAAUCUGCUGAAGGUAGUCUAAAUAAGUGAAUGAAGUAUUGCCAACAGAAUAAAAUACCCUACUGGAAGAACACUAUGUGUGUGCGUGUGUGUGUGUUUUGGUUACGAGUCUUU